UAUUGAAAGCAUUGGGUUUCACUGACGAAGAGAUAGCUCGAAUGUUGGGCACUUGGCAAGUAUUGGCUGAGCAACGCAGCCGGUCGGAAGAAUCUUGCCCAUCGAUGCAGUCUUAUUCGGAAGAGUAUAUGACUCUCGAGGGUUUUUACUUGAUGAGUAAUUUCAGAAAUCCCUUGACGAAGGCCCUCAGCGACAUUACCAGCAAAAAGCCUUACAAUCCUGCUGAGUAUCUCGGUCACUGGCUUCUCAACUACAAGAUUUGUGAAGAGCGUGCACAAAAGCAGAAAGAAUUCGACGCUGAGCUUCAGGCUGAGAGAGAAAGACUUCGAAUCAAGGUGGUCUCUGAACCGGAGGACUUGGAUCGUGUCCAGGAUAUGGAAGAAGAGUUGGUCGAGGACUGGAAUUUUAUCGAUUACGAAGCGGACUAGGAUGCCUGCUUCAUAUGAAUGAAGGUUCCCGUCAUCUCAAUGUCGAUAGAAAUGAGUAUAAAGUAGGUAUACAGUAUGUAUUUAAAUAGAUAUACGUAUAAUUGAUUAAUAUUUUUUGUCCACUUUUUUGCUAUGUCAUCAUUGCCAAGAGAUAAAAUUGUACUCUCUUUUUUCUACACACGAAAAACCGUCAACUUAUUUACUAAAAGAAAUACUGAUAAUUGCGAAACACAGCCGUGAAUCAUUGCCCUUUUUGCAAUCGGAACUCGUAUAUAUUACAUAUCUAUGUAUACGCACAGCGUAGCUAGAAUGAAACAAAAAAAAAAAAAAACAAGCGUUGAUAUCUCCCG
Molecule: messenger RNA, 778 nt
Organism: Neodiprion fabricii
Lineage: Eukaryota; Metazoa; Arthropoda; Insecta; Hymenoptera; Diprionidae
Exons: 3
Coding region: 42-428 (128 amino acids)
Cellular component (GO): Set1C/COMPASS complex
Source: RefSeq, a predicted model, not a curated record